Messenger RNA from Exophiala xenobiotica, 1583 nucleotides. RefSeq names its product di-trans,poly-cis-decaprenylcistransferase. Lineage: Eukaryota; Fungi; Ascomycota; Eurotiomycetes; Chaetothyriales; Herpotrichiellaceae. Gene Ontology annotation, molecular function: ditrans,polycis-polyprenyl diphosphate synthase [(2E,6E)-farnesyl diphosphate specific] activity. Gene Ontology annotation, cellular component: dehydrodolichyl diphosphate synthase complex; membrane; lipid droplet. The record is from RefSeq and is a predicted model, not a curated record. The coding region runs from base 251 to 1480 and encodes 409 amino acids. The transcript is spliced from 2 exons.
CAAAAAGUAGGCGCAGUUUGCCCAUCACCUGUGCGGCUCGGCGGCCACGUAUACCAUUGCGCACCUAAUGCUUUCGUACUGGUAGCUUGAUACUGUGUACGGUGUUUGCGCCCUUGAAACAUCAUCCAGUCUCAUGCCACUCCUUCCCUUCGUCUGAGCCCAGCUCAACGCCAAAAGUGAUCCGAGAAGUCGCCAGUUCCUACAUGCAAAGAGACCGCCAUUUCACCAUCCCACUCACUGCACCGCUACAAUGACAUCCAGGCACAUGUCCCACGUUCGCCGAUGGCUCCUAUCCUCUCCUCCUGCAGAGUGGGCCCUCAACCAGCUCCGAUCGGUGCUCAUCGGGGCCCUGCGACAAGGCCCAAUGCCGAAACAUGUUGCCUUUGUGAUGGAUGGGAAUAGACGGUACGCCAAAACCCACCGAAUAGAAACCGUGGAGGGACAUAACUUGGGAUUCGAAGCUCUGGCAAAGAUCCUCGAAGUAUGCUACAAGUCCGGCGUGACCCACGUAACAAUCUACGCCUUCAGCAUCGAGAAUUUCAAGAGAACGAAAUACGAAGUGGACGCGCUCAUGGACAUGGCCAAGAUCAAACUGAAACAACUCGUCCAGCAUGGAGAAUUACUGGACCGGUACGGCGCGCGAAUACGCAUUCUGGGUCAGCGGGAGCUCAUCAAGCCGGACGUUCUUGAAGUCGUGGAUAGAGCCGUCGAAAUGACGUCUCGGAAUGGAACCUGCGUGCUGAAUGUUUGCUUUCCAUAUACGAGUCGAGAGGAGAUUACGACUGCGAUCCGCGAGACAGUCGAGGAAUAUUCCAGACCCAUAUCCCACAAGCAGGGAAGGCCGAGUCCAUCUCGAGAAGAGAGGAUAGCCAGCACGAUCCGCUCGCAGCAGCAACACGAUACGAACGCAAAGCCUACAUAUCUCCAGCCACCAGCAGACGACAUGCAGUCGCCAUCAUCGAGCACGACCUCGUUAUCAUCAUACUCACACUCCGACCAGGACCACGAGCAUGACACGUCGUCUGUAUCGACGUCCACAACCCUGCACCACGACGACAACACGACCUCGCCACCACCAGAGUUUACAUCCCUUGACAGCAAAGAACAGCAAGAUGCCUCGCAGCAGAAACCGAUAUACCCUUCUCCAGAACUCAUCACCCCCGAGACGCUAAACUCGCACAUGUACACCGCCUCGGACCCGCCUAUUGAUCUCCUCAUUCGCACAAGUGGUGUCAGUCGAUUAUCUGAUUUUAUGCUUUGGCAGUGCCAUGAAGAUACGCAGAUUAUGUUUCUGGAUGUCUUGUGGCCAGACUUUGAUCUGUGGAGCUUCCUGCCUGUGCUGUGGGAGUGGCAGUGGCGCGCGAGGAAGAGUCAGGCUGCCUCUGGGACGGAAGAUGAAAUCGUCGAGAGCAAGCAGGGUGUGAAGAAAGUGAGUAGAUCGAAGUUGCGGGCCGAGGGAGUCAAGGCGCAUGCAGCUUGAAGCGGGUCUGCAGGGCUUUGUGUAGUUGUGCAUUUUUGCAAAAGAAGAUACCUCAUACAUUAGAGUCGGCGGCGCUGGAUCUGAAUGAAUUCUCUGGCUGAGA